UUUCGGCGCUGAGUCAGUAGCUCGCUGUCGGACGUCCUCGGUGGCGGGGAAGGAGCAGCGAGACUCACGAGCGAUGCUUGCCUGGGGAGCCAUCCUGGGGCUCUUGCCCGUGUUGCUCGGGACCGCCGGGGGAGAGCCCAUCGCAGAAACCACGUGCCCCGGAGGCCAGUCCUGGAGCCCGGACCUGGAAAAGUGCAUGGAUUGCUCGGUGUGCCAACGUCAAAACAAGAAUGAUUUUUGCUCUACCUGUGGAGACCCCCAGCCCACCAAUACCUUCAAUUUGUGGCUGUUAGUUGGGGCAUCUCUCGGUGCUGUUCUUCUGGCUAGCAUCAUUGGGGGCAUAAUAAUUUAUGCCCGCUGCCGAAGGCGAGAAAAAUUCACCACCCCAAUAGAAGAAACUGGAGGCCAUUCAGCUCAAGAAUCACUGAUACACUGAAGAUCUUUUUUUCAACACUUCAGAUCCAGGAGACAGCAAGGAAAGUGUCACUUUUGAUUACCUCGACUUUUCUUGAAGCUGCAGGAGAGACAUUUUUCACCUGCCCUGGAAUUCUGGGGCCUUACACUUUGCACACUCAGCAAUGGGCUGUGAAAUCUAUUGCUCUCUUGUUCCCAUUUCAGGAAAAAAACCCAACAAAGCAUGGAUGGCCCCUUUGGGGAAAGGCCAGCCACCUUCCUUGCCAAAUGCCUUGUGCCCUGAGAGGCUCAUUGUCAACACACAAGCACCCCAGGCCUAAUGCCCCAUAUUGGGGUGAUUUAUCUUCCUAUGGGGUUACAUUCUGGGGAAUUUUGCAAUUCCUAGAUCUGCCUUGCAGGCCUCCUUUGUCAUUUCCGUUUGGGGGACACUUUAGGGAAAAAAGAUGAAUGUGAUUUUUAGAUUAUCUGUAUAUAGAGAGGUAUAUUGGGUGCUAAAACUCUCCAUGAGAGGGGAGCACAGACUAGCCUCAACAGAGCAUCUUGCACCAUUCUCUCCAAUCAGUGGCUGGCCACUACAUCAAAAAGACAAUUAGGUGGGUAAUUUGGAACCUCCAGAAGACAUUCUGGACCACAAUUCCCAUAAUGCUGUGAAAAAAUACAAGUUGCCUUGGGCUUAUGGGAGUCGUGCUCUAAAAUACCUGGAGGGCACCGGAUUGCUUUCUCUGAUUCUCACUGGUAUCUCCCCUUCUCUCUCUUCUCUUCGGUGCUCCCUGUUGAGAUACUAUUUAUGUCUUCUGCUCUCAUAAGAGAAUUUUAAUUUUAUUGUGUGAUUGUUUUUUUUUUCAACUAUAGUAAGAAAAAAAAGCAUGUCAUUUCCUGACAUGGCAUUUGUGAACUGAACUAAAAUAAAAAUGCUUAAAUGUAAAA
Messenger RNA from Candoia aspera, 1341 nucleotides. It is a transcript of the gene TNFRSF12A, whose product is annotated as TNF receptor superfamily member 12A. NCBI's taxonomy places the organism in Eukaryota, Metazoa, Chordata, Lepidosauria, Squamata, Candoiidae. Gene Ontology annotation, biological process: positive regulation of extrinsic apoptotic signaling pathway. Gene Ontology annotation, molecular function: protein binding. Gene Ontology annotation, cellular component: plasma membrane. Bases 74 to 436 code for a protein of 120 amino acids. The transcript is spliced from 5 exons. The record is from RefSeq and is a predicted model, not a curated record.